Botrytis fragariae is the source of this 1659-nucleotide messenger RNA. RefSeq lists its product as uncharacterized. Lineage: Eukaryota; Fungi; Ascomycota; Leotiomycetes; Helotiales; Sclerotiniaceae. The transcript is spliced from 3 exons. The record is from RefSeq and is a predicted model, not a curated record. The coding region runs from base 1 to 1659 and encodes 552 amino acids.
AUGAGGUCCUUUUUGGCCUCUCUCUAUCGGAGACUGAACAAUACUGAAAACAGACCGAAGAGAAGUGGUCGAAUCGAAAGACCUAGUCCUUUUUCCUCUAAGGCAAUAGUUGAAUUUACCGAAAGUUCGAAGAAUGGGGAGGAAUCCAAUCCAACUGAGAGUGGCGCAUGUAUACCUCAGAAUGGGCUCGGCGAUCGUAAUAAUGACAGCGAAAGUGACUCCCGAACUGAAAAGUACAGAAAUCGCUUUGAUAAACUAUUGCAGGGAAUAAACAAAUGGCAGGAAGUCUUGUCGGCAGAGAUGCAAGCUAGACACAAGAUGAGGGAGGUGGGAUUCAAACGAUCGGCUGUUUCUCAAGCAGAUGCUAGCUUCAUGAAAGAAAUUCAACGACUACAGGCAGAAGGACAACUUGGAGCAUUUGAACAGCUUUUCAAGCUUGCGAAUGCUUGCCAAUUGGCACGUGAUGGACUGGGUCCCUUAGAACAUGAAGGCUUUGAGGCCCAAAAAGAAGUCCAGGGGCAUGUGUGGGAAUUACGACAAGUAGAAAAUGAACUUUUUGAAAGUUUUGCAUCCGAGCUCGGAGAAAGCUAUCCAGAGUCUUCGGUGAUUUCAAGCUCAAGCUCAGCACACGAUAUUCUGGAAAUCCCCCCUCUAGCCAUCACAAAUAAUCACGAAAUUCGGAAUCGACAGAGUGAAGACACCGGAGAUCAACUUCGUCGAUCGACAACACUCACUACUGACGUUGAGAGGCAACAAAACAGUUCAAUUUCCCCGAUUUUGAAUGACGAACCCCCAAAGAAAAGGCAAGCUGUUCGGGAUUUGAAAAUGUUACUUAGCCAUGACGAAACUCAAUCUGUUCCGGCAAUCCGCUUCAGACACUCAGUAAAAUCGGCUUCCAGUAUGAACGUAUUGGUUAAGGGACCGCUUCCACUUGACCAGAAUAGAAUAGGAGUAGAUCAAAAUUCAUUAUUGCUAGGACUAGAGAAUGGAGAAGGGCUUUUGCACCAGGAGUCCCAUUAUGACUCUACAUUGUUACUGGAUCCCGAAGUUGUUGAAAACGUUAACGAUGAAGGGCAACAACUUGAACCAGCUCCCGGCUCAGAUUCAGGACAUUCAAGUACAGAAUCAUUUCCUGAACUACUAACGCAAUUUGGCACAAAACGCGAUCGAAUCAACAAAUGGUUACUGCAUAGAAUGCUUAUAUCUAGAUCAGAAGCGAGUCUUAUUGGGCUACAGCUACAAAAAGAACCGGACUCAUCGCCAUCCCCAUGGGCGAAGUUGAUUGUUGCCUAUUUUCAAUUUGAUUACAACAUCUCAAAGUCUACAAAUUGUCGAGAAGUGCAAAACAUGAGUACGGAGGGAAAACCCUCAGAACUUCAGCAGUUUUCAAAUUACCGGGAAGAAGAUACAACGAUUACUUCUCAUCCUACUCUACUAUCCAAAACUAUCAUCGAAGAUACCGCAGCUACUCCCAUAGCAUAUCCAAGCGAUGACGGAAACACCGAGCCUCGCAAUAACCUACCUCAUCAAUCAAUAUUUGAAGGACUGGCGCAAUUCGGAUCGUUCAACCCUCGUCCAAUCAAGUUUGAUAUACCUAGUCUCCAAGUCUCUAAUUCCGAAAAGCCAGUUAUGAUGACUCGUAAGGAAAUGGCAACUUGA